CUUAUUUUUAUUGUAUUUAUUAUUAUUAUUAUUAUUAUUAUUAUUAUUAUUAUUAUUAUUAUUAUUAAACGAGAGUUUAUUAUUACAUAAUGAUAAACAGGUGAUUAGAUCAAGAUCAAAGAAGAUUAAGGAGCACUUGAGUCAGGAUCAUCGCAGUUAUGGGCAGGAUGGAGAACCCCUGGGCUUGUCACCGAACUGGAGGUUUCCCUUCUGCUUGUAGAUAUGGACUGCACUCUUAAAAAUAAAGCUUUCAAUCAGAACCACCCUGAUGCCAUAGUAGAACCCUUUUAAGCUGCACAAAGAACCUUUUACUCUCAAGUUCUUUAGCGAAUCAUCUAUUUGGCAGUGCCAGAAGGAACCAUGUUAUCAUAAGUUCUCUACAAAAACCCUUAGUGCUUAAAGGGAACCAAAGUAAGGUUUUAAGAGUGACACAUACUUGGAGAACCUUUUCCAGUCCCACAAAGAACCUUAUAAGGUUCACGUUAACCUGUUAAGGGAUUAUACAUUGAAGAACCAAUACACUGCUCUGAAGAACCCAUAAUGAACCAUAAAGAAUGUCUUUAAUCUCCAGAGAUAGCUCCAUACAGCUCAACUCAAGAACCCUACACAGGGAACAUGGUUCUUGACAAGAAGAAGGUUCUUUGCAGAACCUGUGGUGUUUUAAAGAACCAUUGAAAAACCUUUAUUUUUAAGAGUGUAGGCUAGGGUGCUAGAACUUUUGGUUCCAUAUAGACUGAAAAACCUGGGUCGGACGCUGCAUCAUGGCAGGACCUCCAACUUUGAAUAAUAAUAAAAUAAUUAACAAUAAAAUAAAAUAAUAAUAAAUAAGGAAUAAAUAAAUUGUUAAUGUUGUUUUUAAUCAUGACUGUUCAUUUGCAUAAUUUCAUUAUUAAAAUGUUAUAUCAAACACUAUUGUUGUUGGUAUUGUUGUUUUGUAAUUGUUAUUGUUGUUAAUGUUAUUAUUAUUGUUGUUCUGUUGAUAUUGUUGUUAAUGUUGUUAUUUUUGUUGUUGUUGUUGUUUUGUUGGGAUUUAGGGUUCUAGUGUGGCUCUGAUUGUAAUUUUCUCCGUUGCUUAAUUAUUCUAAACGAAACGUGUUAUUAUGUAAAAACGUCACUGGCUGUAGAGGAACUCUUGGGCUUGGUGAUGUUUUGCGGCAGUGUGGAUGUUGUGUAGAUGUUGUACAGAUGUUUUUGAUGAUGUAUAUUGGGGGUGUGGUUUCCAGGAUAACCAUAAAGAAGCGUUGAAGCUGCACGCAGAGGAGCUGAAGAGAGAUUUCACUGUAUUUUGUUUAGAUUCCUGCUGACGCACAGAUUUUCAUCUUUACCCAAAUGGACUAUGUUUUAUCCAACAACACCAACCAAGAUGACGAUCUUCUUAGUAGAAAUCUCACCUCUCUAUUCACCGAUAUCGUGGUGAAUUAUCUUCCUUUUAUACCAAAAUCCAUAAAUAAAACCGAAACGAACGAAGAAUGCAAUUUCCAUUGGAAUUAUGUGCUGUCUCUCUGUCUGGUGCCUUCGGUUUUUAUUGUGCUACUGCUGUCAUGUGUCGAGCGCAGAAAGAAGAUCCACUCCUUCGAGAAGAGAUUCCCGUGUCUGAGCGGCCGAUUUGGCAUGGUGGUCCCCCUGGACUUCACAAGCACUCUGGAGAACCGAUGGUCCUACGCUUUUGCUUUCGGAGCUGUAACACCUCUAAUGUUCAAUCUGUUGUUUCAUGACAUUAACCCGUUUCCAUAUACACUGCCGCGGUACCUAAAAGUGUUUGUGUACUUGGUAGCAGCUUUGCAGGUGGGCAUUGUCUGCAAGCCGUUCUUUACCUGUCUUUCAACACCACACCAAAUGCUUGGAGGCGUUCUGGGCCUGCUGUAUACACUCGCAUGGUUCAUUGUGCAGCUUUGGAAUAUAUUCCGGUGUAGGUGGUCAGUAAAAUAUGAUAAAGGGAGCAUUGAGGAGUUUAUUCAGCAGUACGAGUGGUUAUAUGAUGUUCCACAUUUACUGUCUUUGGGGUUCCUGUUGAUCCGAUUCGGCUUCAUGAUAGUGAAGGACGUCCUGAUCCGUCUGAAGAAACACAGCAAACAGAAGGAAAUAAAGAAACAUCAGUACAGAUAUGUGCAGAGAUUACUGAGACGGCCCGCUGAAGUGUCCGUGGAGAGAAGCUGGUUCCGGAGGAAAAUGUACAAAUCGGAUCCGUAUUUUAAAUUCCCAAACAGGAUCAUCUCCACCGUCGCGCUCUGUUUCCUCGGAGUGUACCUGAUUAUGUUAUUGGAGCAGAUCACGUCUACAUGGUGUACUAAGUAUGUAUACAGAGAAUGGCUGAAUUACUUAAACAUGUUGGUAAAUGAUUCAACUUGGACCGUACACCUGAACUACGUAAUAUACACCUGGUACAUCACGUCGGCGUGUGCCAUGCUGCUGUCUGUGAUUCACAUUAGUCAUGUGAUGGUGUAUUACAGGAAGCACAUUAAAUCAUUGUGGGCUGGAGACAAAACAUUUCUGCCAAAGUCGUACCAGAUGAGACCUGCUGUUUGUGUGGUAGGACUUUUGAAGUAUCCGGGCUAUCAGAUCGCUUUCACCAUGUGGGGUUAUCUGAUUGUUCAUAUGGGGAUGUUCGCCGCGGGCCUGGUGUUUGUGUAUCUGGUUAUAUCACCGAUCCGGGAAUACGGGUUUCUCUCCUGGCUGCUUGACCUGAUCAGCUUUCUGACAAAUAUGUCCAUCGUGUUCAUUCUGAUGAGGCUUCAGAGGAUUCUGAUCAAAAUGUUUUUCCUGCAAGACAAAACCUCACCUCAGGAUGAAGAGAAACCACUCGCACUCAACAACAGGAAGGCCUUCCACAACUUUAACUACUAUCUCUACUUCUUUAAUGUGAUCUUGGGCAUAGGGAGCUGUGUGUUACGACUGAUCAAGAGCGCCAUCGUUGCCUUGAUGUUGCUGCCACGUAUCGAGCGGACCAUAAUGCCUCAGGGCUUCAGGAAGUUGGACGCAAGCCACUGUACGUGGUUGGGAAUGAUAAUAACGGAUCAUCAUCACAGUAAUCCAGUUCUGGUGUGUUUCUGCCACCUGCUGAUCAAACACACACUGCAGAGCGUUCGCCUGGACGAGGACGUAAAGCCAGAGUCUCCGGCAAAGAAGCGAGCUCACAUUCGCUGGGUUCUUGUGUACACCUUGCUGAGGAACCCUGAAUUCAUCCUGCUGAGGAAGAGACACUGGAACGCAAACGGGAAGGAGUUACAGCUCGCCUUCAUCUGGGCCAUGACCGCACGAGGGAAAAAAAACACUCCGGGAUCCGUCAAAUCUGCCCAAACACUGAUUUCUGCCUUACACGGUUCUUCACUUGCCUCUGAGAUUUGGUGGGAGGGUCUCAGAAAAACGUGUCCUCCGUAAAUCCUUUUGCUCGACUGGAAUUCGGAGCAGAAAGUCUGACCUUUAGCCACACCCAAUUAACCCUCUGGACAAGAAGUCAUGGUUUGGACAUGUAAUGGAUGCAGUAACUAAAUAAGU
Ictalurus punctatus (channel catfish) is the source of this 3495-nucleotide messenger RNA. Its product is annotated as stimulated by retinoic acid gene 6 protein-like. Gene Ontology annotation, cellular component: plasma membrane. Gene Ontology annotation, molecular function: retinol transmembrane transporter activity; signaling receptor activity. Bases 1330 to 3378 code for a protein of 682 amino acids. Gene Ontology annotation, biological process: vitamin A import into cell. NCBI's taxonomy places the organism in Eukaryota, Metazoa, Chordata, Actinopteri, Siluriformes, Ictaluridae. The record is from RefSeq and is a predicted model, not a curated record. The transcript is spliced from 21 exons.